AUGGAUCAAUUUGAGUAUAACAUUGUUUUAGAAUUUGAAAGUCAAAAUCUGGUUGAAUCCGCUUAUCAAAUUUUCAAGAGUAUUCCAAAAAAGUCUAAAUCAGAAAGUAUUUGGGAAGAAAGCACUAAAAGUAAUAAAGACUGGCAGGAUUGGAGAGUCUGUGACUGGGAAAUAGACAUGAUAACCGAUUUCACAAAUCAAACAUCAAAAGAAGAGGAAAAUGAUUUGAUUACUUCACAAUACUUGGGCCAUGGGAUAAUAAAGUUAUUCAAAUUGAACAAUGCCGAUAAUCCUCUCAAUGAGAAAGACAUUCUGACCAUCCCUGGAGAUGAUACUAUGAUAUGUAUCCUGUUCGUUCCAACUUAUUUUACCGUUCAUGAUUUAUUGCAUUUUUAUAUUGGUGAUGAUAUUGUUAAUAAACAAGUUUCCAACUUUCGUAUACUACGAAACCAGCAGAAGGGAAUGGGUUUUAACUUUACAGUCCUUAUUAAAUUCAGGAAUGCCCUUGAUGCGAAGAAUUUCAAGGAAGAGUUCAAUGGCAAAAGUUUUAGUAGGAUGGAUCCAGAAACAUGCCAUGUGAUCUCUAUAAAGGAAAUAGUAUUUCAAAAAAAGCUUUUCCAAAGACCUACUGCUAACGAGGACUUCCCUUAUCUGCUUACUGAUCCAUUUACUGUUAAAAAAAAAAAGGCACCAGUAAAAGUCGAACUACCCACAUGCCCCGUUUGCCUCGAAAGAAUGGAUUCAGAAACAACUGGCUUAGUAACAAUCCCAUGCCAGCACACUUUUCAUUGCCAAUGCCUAAACAAGUGGAAGAACUCAAGAUGUCCGGUGUGUAGACAUUCAAGUCUGCGGCUAAGCAGGGAAUCAUUACUGAAGCAGGCAGGUGAUUCUGCACGUUGUGCAACAUGCGGCUCCACUGAUAAUUUGUGGAUCUGCUUGAUCUGCGGUAAUGUUGGAUGCGGCCGUUACAAUUCCAAGCAUGCAAUCAAACAUUAUGAAGAAACUUUACAUUGUUUUGCAAUGGAUAUACGAACACAAAGGGUGUGGGAUUAUGCGGGAGAUAAUUACGUCCAUCGACUAGUGCAAAAUGAAGUUGAUGGAAAGUUAGUAGAGGUCGGCGGUUCCGGUGAUGAUAAUAACAGUGGUACUGGUAAUUCUGAUGAACUACAAAAUGUCGUUAACGGUAACAGGAAUAAAGGUGGUGGUGAAGGAUCCAGCUCUAAUAAAAAAGAUGGAGAGCUGGCGGCAAAUUUCUUAAGGCAUAGGGAAUAUCAUUUAGAAUAUGUGCAAGUACUAAUAUCUCAGUUAGAGUCUCAAAGAGAAUAUUAUGAACUGAAAUUACAAGAGAAGAAUCAAAGUGCGUCUGAUCUGUUGAAAGUAGAAAGCCUGAAGAAGUCUAUGGAGGAUUUAAAACUCCAAUUUCAAGUCACUCAGAAGGAGUGGCAGAAGAAGGAAAUGUCCCAGAAAACUAAACUUGAAGAAGAUAGGCUGGUAAUCGAAGGCCUGCAAGCGAACCUAGAUCACUCAUCAAAAAAGCAAGAGCAAUUAGAGCAGGAAAACAAAAAACUGGUAGAAUCUAAACAAGAUUUGGAAGAGCAAGUCAAGGACCUAAUGUUUUACCUAGAUUCUCAAGAAAAAUUUAAAGACGCUGACGAGAGUGUAAAAGAAGGUACUAUCUUGGUACAGCAGCCCCAGAAAGCAGCCCAGGCAUCUAAAAGCAAGAAGAAACGAAACAAGAAUAAAAAACCAGGGAAAUAA
Molecule: messenger RNA, 1758 nt
Organism: Saccharomyces paradoxus
Lineage: Eukaryota; Fungi; Ascomycota; Saccharomycetes; Saccharomycetales; Saccharomycetaceae
Gene: ETP1
Product: Etp1p
Exons: 1
Coding region: 1-1758 (585 amino acids)
Biological process (GO): protein ubiquitination; Ras protein signal transduction
Cellular component (GO): cytoplasm
Molecular function (GO): ubiquitin protein ligase activity; zinc ion binding
Source: RefSeq, a predicted model, not a curated record